GCGGCCGAAUAGCGGAUAGAGCAGAGACACAUGGUACAGAUUGUAAACAUAACCCUAAAAUGACAUACUUAUGAGAAAUUUAAAUAAUGUCUGAUUACGACAGAUCAAAAUUUUAUGGGAAGAAAAAAUUUCCGAAUCGAGAAAGUAACAAUUUUGGAAGCCGAUUUUUCAACAGCAAGACUUCCACCACAAAAGAAUCAGAUAAGGUUGACGACAAACCUAAAAGUAUUAAGAAAACUACGAUUUUGGCUCGUGAACACCAUGCAGAAGAGCGUUCGGUCUCGCCAAAGCCAGUCAUACGUGAAAGCGACUCCACACCAUCGAUCGCCAUUUCCGCAUCUCUACAUUCCGAAUCAUCCAAACAACAUUUAGCCAAAAAAAUCGUAAAGUGUGUGAAGCUACUGGACGAUGGCGUUAUUUGCCCGGAAAAUGUCCAAGAUUACUUGCAAGAAAACGACGAUUAUCUUGUUGUUGGAAUCGUAGGUAUGCAAGGUGUCGGAAAAUCAACUAUUUUAAAUCUCCUCGCUCAUAAUUCCAUUAGUAACGACUUGAAAAGGUCGAUAUUCAAAUAUUCAGAGGACUCGAAAGAAAAUGUACCUGAAUUUGACGUGACUGUAAACGAAUCGGAUUGCAAAAUCAAGGUGGACAAUGUGAUAUUUAAACCACAAGGUGCUGCCGACAUCGCUAGCAAUUCUAAUGGUACAAGUGGAAUUGAUUUUUUUAUUACUCAGAAUAGAAUUAUUUUUUUGGACUGUCAACCUUUCAGUUCCGUGGCAGUGCUGGAUGAUUUUAUACGUAGUGAGGCAAAGGUGUCGAGUAUGGUUAAUGACUUUUUACCUUUGGAAAAUAGUGGUGAAAUUCAGGGAUUGCAGAUGACUGCUUUACUUAUGUCUAUUUGCCAUGUUUUAAUUUUGGCUCAAGACUGGUUUUUUGAUAGUAAUGUUAUCCGGUUUCUACAAACAGCAGAAAUGUUGAAGCCGACUAUAUCAAAUCCAGAGGACGAACUUGUGGAUCAUUUUCCUCAUUUAAUAAUCAUCCAAAAUAAGGCUCAAAUGGAAGAUUUUUCUCCAAAAAAGUUCAAGCAAAUGCAGCAGAUGUAUAGAACGCUAUUUAACAAAUCAAAAAUGCAUUUAGAAUCCGGCAUGGGUCUUGGAUCUGGCAGAAUUAUGAACAGUUUAUCUCCAAAUAAUUGUGGUGAUCCGAUUAAUUUGUUCCUCAUACCAGAGUAUAACGAAAAGACAGAUGAAGUGUAUAAAGGCCACCCGUCGCUUGAAGAUCUCGUCAAGAAGUUGCGUUCGAAUAUACUCGGCGCCACUAAAUACCAUUUGAACAAUACAAGUGAGAAGCAUUGGCUCGUUUAUUGCUCGAAAGUGUGGGAUCAUGUGAAGAAGAGUAAUUUUUUUGUCGAGUACACAAAGUUAAUGCCAUAAUUGUAACUUAUUUGUUGUAUAAUUGAAAAUUGUCACUAGGCAUCGGACGGAUUUAUUAAGUGGUUCAUUUCCUGACUGUUAUAUGUUUAGUAAAAAAAACACUUGUUGCAA
Messenger RNA from Photinus pyralis (common eastern firefly), 1541 nucleotides. Its product is annotated as protein SMG9. Gene Ontology annotation, biological process: nuclear-transcribed mRNA catabolic process, nonsense-mediated decay. NCBI's taxonomy places the organism in Eukaryota, Metazoa, Arthropoda, Insecta, Coleoptera, Lampyridae. The coding region runs from base 87 to 1430 and encodes 447 amino acids. The record is from RefSeq and is a predicted model, not a curated record. The transcript is spliced from 7 exons.